AUGAAUCAAUAAUUCUUUGGCAAUUCCAGAUUGGCCAUUCAAAGAGCUCAAUAACUUCACUAAUUCUUCACUUAAUCAGUCAUUUAUGAUCAAUUCAAAUAUACAGCCAAAAUGCCCUAAUAUCCAAAAAUUGUAUUUUUGCAAUCAAAUCAAUUUAUCAGAAAUCUGGUUGAAAAAUAAUUCCUUUAGUAUUCAAUUAUUGAUGCAUAGAAAUCUAGUGGAGGAGAUGGUGUAGCUAGAUUAGCAGAAUAAGUUUAAUUGCAAUCUACUUAAACUAAUGGUGCUUUAUUAUUUGGAUUCCCAAAUACAGCAGUCGAAGCAGAGAGUCUUGAUAGAUUAUUGGAUGGAAUCAAUUUAGCAGUUAGAUUCAAGUUGUCUGACUCAUUAGCAUAGAAAAUUGCAGGAUCAUUUCUAUCAUGUUAAUCAUGCGGUAAGGUCUUCAAUACUAGUUUACCAUUCAUUACGCCAACACACCCAGGAUACUAAAAUAAUUGUUAAUCACCAAGCAAAUGCGCUUUAGAAUCAAGUUCAGCUCCAACUGAUUAGGUCAAUGCUGAAGUUGUUAAUUACUAUCAAUAGAGAGGUGCUUAUCUUGAAUAUGAAAUCAACGAAGAGCAUUUAUUGUAUGACUCAUAAGAGUUCUUUGAAAAGUUAGAUAAUGCAGUAGCAACGCAUAUCAAAGUGUGA
Paramecium tetraurelia is the source of this 687-nucleotide messenger RNA. RefSeq lists its product as uncharacterized. The transcript has 6 exons. The record is from RefSeq and is a predicted model, not a curated record. NCBI's taxonomy places the organism in Eukaryota, Ciliophora, Oligohymenophorea, Peniculida, Parameciidae.